CGUACAACGAUAUUACUAGGUGCAGGUUUGGAAAAUAGCUCAGUCGUGUUUCGGCAUUGAGUUGGUUCGCAUACUGAGGCACGGAGUUUCAUUUUUGUAUUUUUAUUCGUUUUUUCCGUUUCAACAUUUUUUUUUAUUCCACUCAAAACAGUGUGGAAAGUAAAAAGUGUUCAAUCGAAUUUCAAACACAACAUUUUUGAACAAUCAAACCAUAGUACAAACUAAGUGACAAUUUUUCAUAGCAAAUUUAAAAAAAGAAAAGAAGAAAAUAGAAACGAAACCAAAUAAAAGACAUUUAAGUGUUUUAAUAAAUAGAUUUUAUCGCAGUAUUUUUGGACAUCUAAACAUUGCCAUUUUUACCGCAUAAGCAUCUAACACAAUGCAAUAAGGAUAAUUAAAAAAAAGACAUUUUUUAAGAGAGAUAAAAAGACAAUCAGUGAACUUUUUUUUUACCAAAGACACGAAAGCUUUUUUGAUAAUAACAAUCAAAUUAUGAAUAUGGCAAGAAGCAUCAAGUGAACUGAAAUUAGUGAACAUUUAUUAGAAAAUUUGACGAAAUUAUCAAGAAAUCAAGUUCUUGUUGAAGAAUAUCAAAAUAUAAAAUCAACAAUCAUGUCAAUGUCAGCGCUGAGCCUUUUAGAUCCACAGACUGCAAGAAAUGCAGCUCUUGCAUUUCAAGCUUCAAAUUUAUUUGCGAAUAUUAAUAUGAAGCAUGAACAUGAUGAAUUAAACAAAUCAUCACCGUUAUCACCAGCAUCAUUGGUUGGUGCGACAUUACCAAAUGCUGGUAUGCACGAAACAUCCAGUUUAUACUCAGGUCUUACAUCGAUCGGUAUGCUAACACCGCAAAUGUUUGCUGCCAACCAAACUGCAGCCGCAUUACUUUCAAAACUCUAUCCACAUCCAUCGUUUUUCCCAUGGCAAUUGCCCCCAAUGGCUGUUGCAUCACCGCCAAUUUCACCCAUUUCACCUGCGCUCAGCGUAAAAAGUGUGAAAAAAUUGAACAACAACAAUAACAUCGUAUCAACGACAACCAGCGAAGAGCUAACAAAUAACAAUUACAAAUUAAAUAUACACGAUGAUUUAAAAAGUCACACCGACCAUUUACACAGCAAAACUAGUUCAAUUAUCAUAAAUAAAAAGUCGAAAAAUCGAAAAACCGUUAACAACUACAAACAAAAACGUAAUCAAAUUUUAUAUCAACCGUACACGAAUUUAGAAACAUCGCCGAUGAGUGGUUGUGGAAUUAGCCCUGGUCCAAUAAGUCCACCAACAUCCGGUUCAUCACCACAGUCAAUUGGUUCGAUGGAACAUCAAUCACCAUCAUCGUCAUCAAUUCGUACUACACCAAAUAAAGAGCCAACCCGUGAUAAAUCGUUCACAUGCCAAACAUGUAACCGAUCAUUUGGCUACAAACAUGUACUACAAAAUCAUGAACGCACUCACACCGGUGAAAAGCCAUACGCGUGUGCAAUUUGCAGCAAACGUUUUACACGCGAUCAUCAUUUGAAAACACACAUGCGUCUACAUACUGGCGAAAAACCGUAUCAUUGUGACCAUUGCGAUCGUCAAUUUGUGCAAGUGGCAAAUUUGCGACGUCAUUUACGGGUGCACACUGGUGAAAAACCGUACGCAUGCGAUAAAUGCAAAUCGAAAUUUAGCGAUUCAAAUCAAUUGAAAGCGCAUAUGGUAAUUCAUCAAGAUGAAAAACCAUUCCGAUGCGAAACAUGUAACGUUACGUUCCGACGCAGUCAUCAUUUGAUGAAUCACAAAUGUACAACAAGUCCACUAACGCCAGCCAUGUCACCGGUUAUGUCGAUUGACAAUAAAUCAAUCGCAUCACGUUCGGAUGCCAGCCAAGAAGAGCUACUUGAUUUGAGUACACAAAGUAUGGCCAUGUUGAAGCAUUUAAAUCUUAGCCAUCACGGUUAUCCGGCCGUAAUGGCAGCGAGAAAAUUGCCAACACCAAUCGAACAUGAAAUGUAUGAACACAUUGCCAAAGAAAGUGAAUAUUGUGACGCACAAGAUAUGCCAUUAGACUUAAGCAUUGAUAGUAAUUCGGACAAUGGCGAUAAACGCAGCAAAUCAUCAACAUACGCGAUGUCGGUUUGAUCUGAUGAUGAUCAAUAAAAAACAAAAUAAUGACAUGAAUCACCGUUGAUCGUCGAUUGAAAUGACAACACAGAUACGGUUGAAAUUAAUUCAGUCAGAGCAUCAACAGCCGUGCUGUUGUCGAAUUUUACUUAAAAACCUAGAAAUGAAACCAUUUAAGAAAACUUGUGUUGAACGUUCGUAACGUAAGUAACUGUUUUCAAAAUUGUUUUGAAAGUCAUAUGAUCAAAUAGAUUGAGAUAGAUUCGACUUAUAUCUAAGGUGCAGAAUUUACCAAAUGAUUCGAAUCAAAGAAUUUGUUUAGUUCAGCUUAUUCUUUCAUUUCACAUUCUCGUGCAUAAAUUGAAGAGAAAUCAUUUUUUAACAGCAACCAAAUGCGUGUGAAAUUUUCGAAUCAUAGAACUGAUCAUUGACCGUGCAAUUUCGACUCUUUGUUAAAAAAAAAUAGGAACGUUUAUAUAUUUUUCGUUCUUCUUCUGUUUUUUUGUUUGUUUUAUUAGAACAUCACUUCGUCGUUUGUUUCGAUCAUCAUAUAUUGAUGAUGAGCAUCAAGCGCGUACCGUUUUGUUAAAUUCUGCACCUUUCAGUUAAACAUAAAUUUUCGUUUUAAAUGAAGCGUUAUUAUUUUAUUUUGUUUAGUUUUUUUAAAAAAAAGGUAGAAACAAAAAAGUAAGAAACAUUUUGUUUGAUUGUUAUUUGCGGGCGAGAAACAAAAAUUGUACACCAAAAAGUCACGGUCAAAACAGUCUGAAUGAAUGUGCAGACAAUUUAAUUUAGUAAGCAAAAUCAUUCAAAUACCCAUAACCAAAUAAAAAAAAAACACCUAAAAAAUCGAUUUAUUAAAUUGUACAAUCUCUAGUAAAGGAAAAUAAAAAAGAAGAAGAAAAAGUCUUGAAAAAAAAUCACGUCUUAGUGUUUAAACGGUCGACUGAAAUUGGCCAAAAAAUUCUGUCUAAUCAUUAGUAAAUUUGUAAGUGAAAAUAGUCUCUUUCGUUAUAUAAUCAAUUUUUUGUAAUUAAAUCCGUUUGAUCAAAUGUUGACGCCAAUUAUUGAUAUGGUAACAAAUGUGAACAGUGCAUCUACUGCACCAAGACCAUAUCUUUGAAGUCGAAUUGUUUCAUUUGCCAAAAAAAAAAAAAACAAACGGAUUGAUUGGACCUACACAUUUUUUGAUACACAAAAAAUGUAAA
Contarinia nasturtii (swede midge) is the source of this 3302-nucleotide messenger RNA. RefSeq names its product protein krueppel-like. The record is from RefSeq and is a predicted model, not a curated record. Gene Ontology annotation, biological process: regulation of transcription by RNA polymerase II. Bases 613 to 2112 code for a protein of 499 amino acids. The transcript is spliced from 2 exons. Gene Ontology annotation, molecular function: DNA-binding transcription factor activity; RNA polymerase II cis-regulatory region sequence-specific DNA binding. Lineage: Eukaryota; Metazoa; Arthropoda; Insecta; Diptera; Cecidomyiidae.